Leguminivora glycinivorella is the source of this 3636-nucleotide messenger RNA. RefSeq names its product scavenger receptor class B member 1-like. The record is from RefSeq and is a predicted model, not a curated record. NCBI's taxonomy places the organism in Eukaryota, Metazoa, Arthropoda, Insecta, Lepidoptera, Tortricidae. The transcript is spliced from 10 exons. Gene Ontology annotation, molecular function: scavenger receptor activity. Bases 394 to 2595 code for a protein of 733 amino acids. Gene Ontology annotation, cellular component: cytoplasm; membrane.
CCUCACUAGUGGUCAGCUGUUUUCUGCCAGUCUAAGACAUUGUAUGCUUAGAAAAAAAAGUUUGACGCGCGCGACACUCCCGCCAGAUUUAAAAAGUUUUAUAAACAAAUAUUUUAAAAAAUAAUAGAGAGAUUUGAAUAAGGAAUUCUGAUGUGUGUUUGUUUAAAAUGUAUUAUCAUCAUGUGAGGAAAAGAGUGCAUUUUAUGUGAUUACAUGUCUUUAUAGUGUUUACGUGAUUUUUGAACGUACGAUUUUUGCUGCGUUGCGAAACUGACAUUGCUCGAGUUUGUGACAUUGAAAAAAACCAGUGUAAUUAUAUAACGAUUAAAAAUAAAACUGUGUUGAAAGUGUUUUUUAAACUUUUUUAAUCAUAGACAAUAUUAACUUUUUAAAAUGAAAGACUUUGGUCAGAUUUGGGGUCGUGUGGCGGGUCGCCGAUUUUCCGGUGUCAACACCGAGUUGAAGGAGAUCAGUAACAAUCGAUUGCAAAGAGGCGAUUUUGACACAUCGACUUUCGAAUCGAAUCUCGCCGAGUGCGAGGGACUGAACAAUAAGUUCGAAGACUUUGAGUUUAGUGAACGAAAAGAUGCGAUUAUUAAUCGAUUAUUCGAGAGGAGAAGGAAAGGACAGCUGACGAGACAACCAAAAUGUCUGUUUUUACUUCUUAUGCUGGGAUUCUUCGCCCUCGGAGCAGGCUGUUUCAUCCUCAUAGCACACCCUUACGAUUUCCUGUUUAAACAGAAAGUGGUUCUCCAAGAAGGCGGCGAGAUUUUCGAAAUGUGGAAGAAACCGGAAGUGGACCUGUACGUCCGGAUAUUCCUGUUCAAUGUUACCAAUGCAGAGGACUACAUGGCUGGACGGGCGGAGAAGAUUAUCGUUAAAGAAGUAGGCCCUUAUGUGUACAAAGAAGACCUGGAACACAAAAUCAUCAAAUUUAACGACAACGGGACAAUAUCGGCCAUCCCCCGCCACCCCCUCAGCUGGGUCGAUGAACUCUCUGAGGGGAAUAAGGAGGAUGAUCUCCUGUUCCUGCCUAACAUCGCUUUAUUGAGCAUAGCAGACGUUGUAGCCAAGCAGUCUAUGCUCACUCGCUUCGGCCUCAACAACCUAAUAUCCAUCGGCAACAUCCAGCCCUUAGUCCAGAUGACAGCCAAGGAGUUCAUGAUGGGGUACAAGUCUAAUCUCAUGACGCUGGGCAACACUUUCAUGCCGGGCUGGAUUUCUUUUGACAAGCUGGGCCUUAUUGACAGAAUGUACGAUUUCAAAGGAGACUACGAGACUAUCUACACUGGUGAGGCUGAUGUCCGGGACUCCGGUCUUAUCGACACGUACCGCGGAUCCAAAGACCUCCCACAGUGGCAGGGAAGCCACUGUUCUAACGUGCAAGGCGCCUCAGACGGGACGAAGUUCAGAGGAGGAGUUACAAGGAAUGAGUCUCUGCUCUUCUUUAGGAAGAGUUUAUGUCGGGCUGCGCCCUUGAUCCCAGUGGAAGAAGGAGUGAAGAGUGGUCUGAAAGCGUACAUGUACACGUUCCCCGAACAUCUGUUCGACAACGGAAAACACAUUCCGGAGAACAAGUGCUUCUGCAGGAAUGGAAACUGUCUCCCAGAAGGCCUAAUUGACGUCACAGAGUGCUACUACGGGUUCCCCAUUGCUCUCUCCUACCCCCACUUCUACAAAGGGGAUGACGUGCUGUUUGAUAAGGUGGAGGGGCUCAGCCCGAAUAAAGAGCUACAUGAGACGAGAUUCUGGAUCCAGCCAGAAUCCGGCCUUCCCCUAGACGUCAGUGCCAAGAUUCAAAUCAACAUGGCGCUCGGAGACAUUAGUAAGAUCACCAACGCUGACCGCUUCGCUAACUUGUACCUGCCGAUGCUGUGGUUUGAUAUUAGAAUGUACUCUCUACCGAAGUCCUUGGAAGACCGUUUCAGGAUUUACCUCAACGUUCUCCCAUUAGUAGAACAAGGAGCAUUAUACGUACUCUUCUUAUCUGGCUCCCUUCUCAUCCUUCUCUCCAUCUACAGACUUGCCUUUAAAAUCAUGUUCAAAACCUUCGACGGAAAGAAGAAGCAGAGAAACUACAUCAUCGCCUCAAACCAGAAAGACAGAGCUAAGAAGCAUGAAAACAUAUACGCUCCUUGCGAAAUUGCGCUCAAUGAUACAGAAUCGGACAAUUCCGAUCCACAAUUCGAUGAAGAACGGCGGCCAUCGUUCUUCAAAACGCACAGUGAUAGGUUAAAAGAACUUAGCCAUAGAUUAAGCGAUAAAGUUUACGAUUCUGUUGGCAGUGUCAAAGAUAGGGUUACAGAAAUUAUUCAUGUGCAAAAAGUUUUUGAUAAUAGAAAGAAUUCACUUAUAAACAAAGAUGAGUCGUUGACAAAUGACGGUUUCAAAAGUGAUUCCUCUGGUGAUGAGAGGACUGGUAACUAUGAAGCCGUCAGGCAAUCGGACAGCGAAGAUGAUUAUAGGUAUUUAGAAGUUCUAGAUGAUGGCAGUGAAUUUGAUGAGCCAGUUAAUACAUUCCAUUUAAAGAGAGGGUCACAGUUCAAAGAUUUAGACGCACCUAAAGAUGACGUUAUGGUACAGAUUUCGGAUUAGUUUCCUGGUGAAUAGAUAUUUGGUCUUUUGAUAAAAUAUCUGGGGGAUUUCAAAGAAAUGUAAUAUAAAGCUUUGGCUUUUUAGGUUUCUGAAAGUAUACCUUCUGGUACAGAAUCCAUAAGGGAACUCUUUGAGUUUGAUAAUGAGACAAUGAGAACGAUAGAAAUCAAAUAUGAUUUUGAUACAUGGAAAUGUAUUCUCAGGAGAAACAGUUUAUUAAGGCAGCUUAAUGAUUACAAAGUUUUACAUACAUACAUACAUACAAUCACGCCUGUAUCCCAUAAAGGGGUAGGCAGAACACAUGAAACUACUAAAGCUUCAGUGCCACUCUUGGCAAAUAAGGGGUUGAAAGAAAACGAAACUGUGGCAUUGCAGUGACAGGUUGCCAGCCUCUCGCCUACGCCACAAUUUAACCCAAACAAACAAAGAUUUACUGGAUAUUUUAUUAGAAUCAAAAUUUAUAUCUGCCAUGAUUUGGACUGUGAUAAUAGAGCACGAAAAUACCAUCAUGAAAAAAAGAAUCUUGCCAUACUUACUGAAUAUUGUAUCAUUGUAUGUGAAUAAUAUUAAACGAAUUGGAAAUUAGAUGACUGAUUAAAUUGCUCAAUUUUAAAUAUGAGAUUGUACGAAGUACUGAUUGUAUAUAUUGUAAAUAAAAAAAAGUAUUAUUAAUUAGAUUAUUAUUUUAUUUUUAAUUUUAAGAAACGAGUAACUAGCCUGCUCAACCUAGAAUAAUUUGUGUAAACUUUUAAUUUAAUCGAUUUUAUGCCAGUGACAUAUUGAAAAUGUAUUAUAGAUUGUUUUCGUUAUGUUAACUUUAUCACCUGCAGUACUGAAUUAUAAUUAAAAAAAAAUAGUUAUUUUGUGGUUUUCCUCACAAAAUGCCCAGACCCUUUUCAGAUUGAAAGCCACAUAGAUCUAAUGGUCAUAUUAAUAUUUUUUGUAAAAAAAACAACUGGUACAAAUAUGUCUUCCAAUUAAUUAGGUACUUAAAUAAUUCAUGACUUAAAAUAUGUGAGUAGCUAAGUUAUGUAAUAUUAA